This is a messenger RNA of Aphidius gifuensis, 2330 nucleotides long. RefSeq names its product E3 ubiquitin-protein ligase RNF14-like. Lineage: Eukaryota; Metazoa; Arthropoda; Insecta; Hymenoptera; Braconidae. The transcript is spliced from 5 exons. Gene Ontology annotation, cellular component: cytoplasm; ubiquitin ligase complex. Bases 319 to 1857 code for a protein of 512 amino acids. Gene Ontology annotation, biological process: protein polyubiquitination; ubiquitin-dependent protein catabolic process; positive regulation of proteasomal ubiquitin-dependent protein catabolic process. The record is from RefSeq and is a predicted model, not a curated record. Gene Ontology annotation, molecular function: ubiquitin conjugating enzyme binding; zinc ion binding; ubiquitin protein ligase activity.
CGUUUACACAUUCAUAUAUACAAAUACACGUAAUUUACUUUUUUACUAUAAUAAUUUCAUAUUUUUGUGUAACAAUAACAGUAAAAUAAUUUAUUUUACUUUUUAUAAAAUUAAAAAUUUUAAAGUUUUAAUAUGUAACUAAUAAAUAUAUCGAUGUUAUAUUAACAUUGAUUUUAUCAACUUUAUUAUACAAUAACAAAAAAAAAUUUCCUUGGUAAAAAAAAAAAUAGAGUAAAAAAAGAGUAAAAUAAAAAUAACUAACCUCAAUCAAAUUUCACAACAUUUAAUGAAAAUAAAAUAAAUAUAAAAAAAACAUAAAUGGAAAACGAACAACUAAAAGAUGAAGUUAUUGCUCUGGAAAGUAUUUACACAUCUGAAGAAUUUUCAUAUAAUAAAAUGAAAAAUCAUUACGAAUGUAUAUUAAAAGCAUUUGUAAAUUUAAGUGAUAAUUUUUAUUUAACAUAUAAAGAUACAAGAAAAAAUGAUCAAGUACCUGAAGAAAAAAUUUUAAUAUCACGUCUACCACCAAUAAUUUUAUCAGUAAAAUUACCAAAUGAUUAUCCAACAAAAUCAUCACCAGAAUUUUCAUUACGUUGCUCUUGGUUACGUCAACAAAUUAUUGGAAAAUUAUGUAAAAAACUUGAUGAUAUUUGGAUUGAAAAUAAAGGUCAAGAAAUAUUAUUUACAUGGAUGUCAUUUCUACAAUUUGAAACUCUUAAAUAUUUAGAUAUCGAAGAUAAUUUAAAUAUCAAUCAUGCAUAUACAUCAUAUAAUAUUUUUUUAGAAAAACAAAAUAAUAUUAAAAUUGUUAAUUCAAAUGAUGGUAAUGAAGCAUGUGGUAUACAAAAUAAAUUAAAACAAAAAAAAAACCGUAAAUAUAAAAAUAAAAGUAUAAUCGAUGAACGAGCAAUUGUUGAUAGACCAAGAGAUAAAAAUCCAGUACAAUAUUUUAUUGAUUAUAAUGAUUUACGUUUAUCAAUUGAAUUUAAAAAAAAUUAUUUUAUAUGUAAAAUAUGUUUUUUGGAUAAAUCUGGUGAAUCAUGUACACAAUUUAAACCAUGUAUGCAUGUUUUUUGUAAAGAAUGCAUAAGUGGAUAUGUUAAAGUAAAAAUAACAGAUGGUCAAGUUAAAGAUAUUUUAUGCCCAGAAGAAAAAUGUACAUCUGAAGCAACUCCUGGACAGAUUAAAGAAUUAAUAAGUCCAGAAUUAUUUGCCAAGUAUGAUUCUACAUUAUUAUCAGCAACAUUAGAUACAAUGUCAGAUAUUAUUUAUUGUCCAAGAAAAGAUUGUCAGUAUCCAGUAAGUAAAGAAAAUAAUGAAAAAAUGGCUAGUUGUCCAUCUUGUCAAUAUACAUUUUGUGUUUAUUGUAAAAUGGUUUAUCAUGGUAUUGAACCAUGCAGAGUUAUUGGUAAUAAAAAUAGCCUUAUCAAAGAAUAUAUCAAUGCAUCAGAACAAAAAAAAAUUGAGCUUGAAAAUCGUUAUGGAAAAAAACAGCUUCGUAAAUAUCUUGAAAAUACCAUGUCAGAAAAUUGGAUUGCGUUGAAUGGUCGUCAUUGUCCACAAUGUAACACAGCAAUUGAGAAAACUGAUGGUUGCAACAAAAUGACAUGUGGUAGAUGUCAAACGUUCUUUUGCUGGACUUGUAGUGAACGUUUAAGCAAAGAAAAACCAUAUUCUCAUUAUGAAAAUCCACGUUCACAAUGUUUUAUGAAACUAUAUCAAGGUCUUGCUGGUUACGAAUUUGAAGAUGAAGAUGAAUUUAAUGAUUUUGAUUUUCCAGCAGAAUAUCUUGACUAUGAUUCAGAUGAUGAUGACGAUUAUUUAGAUGAAGAUUUUGUCAUUUAUUUUGAUGAAUGAACAAUUUAUACAUUUAUUAAUUAUUGUGUAAAAAAUUUUAAUUUGUAUUUUAAAUUUUUUGUUUGUCUCUAUUUUUUUUUUUUUUACUACUCGUACAGAUAUGAUUUGAUUGAAAAACUUGUUAAAACUUAGUGGAAAAUGAAUUGUUAUAAAUUUUAAAGGAAAAAAAAUUUUUUAAUUUUACAUCAAUAUACAUGUCGUAUAUUAUCACUGAUAAAUUUCUUGUGAAAGAAAUAUCUUUUUAUUUUUUUAUUUGAUACGAUGAAAAUUUUUUAUAUACAUUGUAUCAUCAGUAUGUGCUUAUCAGCUGAUACUGUAUCAGCUUGACUGUCUCAUUCAAGUAAUUUUUUAAAUUAUUAUUUUAUUAAUUUAAAAAAUAAAUAAAUAAAAAAAAUAUUUAUAUCAUGUUUUGUAAAAAGUAAUUUUUAUUAUUUUCAUUAUUAUUCAAACCUUUAUUUAAUAAAAAAAAAUUA